AUGUCAUCCUACAGAGCAACGAGGACGGCCCUCCGCGCUGUCGCGCGCACAUCGAGGCUCGCCACCUCCAGACCCUCACAAUCGCGAUCCUUCGCCAGCGUACACACCGGCUUCCUCCAAAACAACCAAACAUCACAACGCCGCCCGACGGCAACAACAAGUCGACACCAACAAUCCCUCCAGCUACAAUCCCCCUUUGCCGCCCGCACCGGCGCCGUCCGCACAAUCUUCAUCCAGACCGAAAACACGCCCAACCCAGACGCCGUAAAGUUCCUCCCGAACCACCGCAUCCUCCCCGACACCCUCUCCACCCCCUUCAUCGAGUACCUCAACCCGCGCUCCACCAUCGCGCCGCCCUACCCGUCCCCGCUCGCCGCCCAGCUCAUGAACAUUGACGGCGUCACCUCGGUCUUCUACGGCGCCGACUUCAUCACCGUCAACAAAUCCCCCGACGCGAACUGGGCACACAUCCGCCCGGAGAUCUUCGCCCUCAUCACCGAGGCUAUCACCUCGGGCCAGACCAUCGUCACCGUCUCGGCAGACAAGGAAGGCGGUGUCGGUGCGGCCGCCGACGGCGCCCCCGAGGAGCCCGAUAGUUUGGCGUACGAUGAGAACGACAGCGAGGUUGUCGGCAUGAUCAAGGAGCUUCUCGAGACGAGGAUACGGCCUGCUAUCCAGGAGGACGGCGGCGAUAUCGAGUUCCGCGGGUUCACGGACGAGGGUACCGUGCUGCUGAAGCUUCGCGGUGCGUGCCGGACGUGCGAUUCUAGCACCGUGACGUUGAAGAAUGGUAUUGAGAGCAUGCUGAUGCAUUAUAUUGAGGAGGUCAAGUCCGUCGAGCAGAUCCUCGACCAGGAGGAGGAGAUUGCCAUCCAAGAAUUUGCAAAGUUUGAGGAGAAGCUCAAGUCCCAAAAGGGACCCGAGGCGACCGCGGCAUAA
This is a messenger RNA of Colletotrichum tamarilloi, 939 nucleotides long. RefSeq lists its product as uncharacterized. Gene Ontology annotation, cellular component: mitochondrion. Gene Ontology annotation, molecular function: 4 iron, 4 sulfur cluster binding; iron ion binding. The transcript is spliced from 2 exons. Lineage: Eukaryota; Fungi; Ascomycota; Sordariomycetes; Glomerellales; Glomerellaceae. Gene Ontology annotation, biological process: iron-sulfur cluster assembly. The coding region runs from base 1 to 939 and encodes 312 amino acids. The record is from RefSeq and is a predicted model, not a curated record.